Messenger RNA from Vanessa tameamea, 511 nucleotides. Its product is annotated as chorion class A protein L11-like. The transcript is spliced from 2 exons. The record is from RefSeq and is a predicted model, not a curated record. Gene Ontology annotation, molecular function: structural constituent of egg chorion. Lineage: Eukaryota; Metazoa; Arthropoda; Insecta; Lepidoptera; Nymphalidae. Gene Ontology annotation, biological process: chorion-containing eggshell formation; multicellular organism development. Gene Ontology annotation, cellular component: egg chorion. The coding region runs from base 49 to 444 and encodes 131 amino acids.
UCUCAUAGUCAUUGUAUAUUCAGCUACUUUGAAUACGCACCAAGCAUCAUGUCUACCUUCGCUUUCCUCCUCCUCUGCGUCCAGGCUUGCUUGGUUCAGAAUGUAUACAGCCAGUACAUCGGUGGUCCUCUUGGAUGUGGAUGUGAAGCCGGUCUGGCUGGACCCCUUGGCUACGGCCGAGGCUUUGGCAUCGAUGGUUUCGGCUAUGAAGCCGGUCUCAUUGGCCCCGCUGGUUACGGUGCUCCAUAUGGUGCUGCCUACGGAGGUGCCGGUGUCGGUGAUGUAGCUGUAGCUGGUGAGAUGGGCGUCGCUGGUAACACCCUGGUCGCUGGUCAAGUGCCGAUCCUCGGUGCCGUCGAGUUCGGAGGCAUCGUGCCAGCUGCUGGAGCUGUCUCCAUCGCUGGUAGCUGCGGCUGCGGCUGCGGUGGUGGUUACAUCUACUGAGAAACAUACUGACUUCAUCGACGCGAAAAUGUUUUCUGAAAAAAAUUAAACGAUGUUUCGCUGUAAA